AUGGCAGAACAUCAGGACAAGCCUCUUCACGAGCUGUUGUCUCGUGAGAUGGUCGAUCUCUACAUUGGCCAGGAGAACACGAAAUGGGUCUUGCACGAGAAGCUGCUUUGCUAUCGCAGCAAGUUCUUCCGCAACAUUUUCUACAGCAAGGAAAACAGAACUCGCCAAACUCAAAGUUCCUAUGGACUUCCGGAUGAAGAACCAGAGCCAUUCCGUAUGUUUGUCGGGUGGCUCUACAGCGGUCACACCCCCACUCCUGAAUCAGAGAAGGACCUAACGCUUCUGCUGGAUUUGUACUUGAUGGCCGAGAAGUGGGAAAUCCGUGAUCUGACCCUCGAAGUCCUCAAGAGCGUUCGCAACUGGUACAAGGAGUCUGACACCUACCCUGCCCUCCGCCGCGUGCAGUACAUCUACGCCAACACCGACCUCGAAUCUCCUAUGCGCCAGUUGCUCAUCAGCAGUGUUGCCAGAAACCUCGUCACUAGCGAAUCAGGCAUGCCACCGCAAUGGGACAAGGCUCUCAGAAAGAACGGCCAGCUUGCUGUCGACAUCAUCAUUGCUAUGCAGAAAUGGAACCUUGAGAAGGAGAGCAUCCCAGACGCCAGACAAGACCCGGUCAAGCCUAUCCUGGAGGACUCUGAGCAGGCCAAAGCUCAAAAGAACGAUGGCCAACAAGAUGAGGACCAGAGCAGCGAGCAGAAUGGUGAAGAGAACGACGACGAGAACGAUGGUAGCGAGGCCGAAGAAGGUGCCGAGGAUGAUGAGCAAGAUGAUGGCGAAGACAACGAGGACGGUCAACAAGAGACCGAGGAGCCACAAGAGUGA
This is a messenger RNA of Aureobasidium melanogenum CBS 110374, 825 nucleotides long. RefSeq lists its product as uncharacterized. Gene Ontology annotation, molecular function: protein binding. NCBI's taxonomy places the organism in Eukaryota, Fungi, Ascomycota, Dothideomycetes, Dothideales, Saccotheciaceae. The record is from RefSeq and is a predicted model, not a curated record. The transcript is spliced from 4 exons. The coding region runs from base 1 to 825 and encodes 274 amino acids.